UAUGAUAUUAUUGUUAGAAACAUCAUUGGCGGGAAACUACCAUUGUCGGCAACUGCGAAUUUCAUCAUAUUGCGUAUCCAUUUAACGCGUUGAGUACACAUCUAACAUUAAUACACUAUUUGGAUUAUAUAGCACGAAAAAAUGGGUUCUCUAACGGAAGGAGCAAUAGAUAACAUCAUGAAUGGUAUCGAUGUAGAGAAACCAGUAUUGCAAAUCUUGGGAAAUAAAAAACUAUCCACAUCAAGUACUGGAGAGCGAUACAGAUUACUGGUAUCAGAUGGUGUGCGAAUCAAUUCAUUUACUAUGCUGGCUACACAACUAAAUCAUUUGGUCACUGAAAAUAUCCUGUCUGAAUACAGUAUUUGUCGAAUAGAUAGAUAUGCAAUCAGCAUGGUCAAUAAUGGUGGGAAACAAAAACGAGUCAUGGUCAUAUUAAGCAUUGAUGUUAUAAAGCCUGGUAGCGAAGUGGGUAGAAAAAUUGGAAAUCCGAUGACUCAAGAUGGCAAUCCGGAGUCUGAGUCAGCUUCAUCCAAUGUCAAAGCAGUAUCACCUCCAAAAGCUAAAACUAUUAAGCCAUAUGUACCAAGUCAUAAUAUUUCUACUACUGACAUUUCUACAACACCAAUAGCUGGUCUUAGUCCAUAUCAGAACAGAUGGGUCAUCAAGGUUCGUGUAACUAGCAAACCCCCAAUUAGAACUUGGAGUAAUUCUCGAGGUGAAGGCAAAUUAUUUUCCAUGGACCUUCUUGAUGAAAGUGGGGAGAUCAGAUGUACUGGCUUCAAAGAACAGUGUGAUAAAUUUUAUGAUAUGAUAGAAGUUGGCAAAAUAUAUUACAUCUCACGGUGUGCUCUGAAACCAGCCAACAAGAAAUUUUCAUCUUUAAACAAUGAUUAUGAAAUGACUUUAACUAACGAUUCUGAAAUAAUUCCUUGCGAUGAUGCAAGUACAGACAUUCCAACAAUCCAGUACAACUUCUGUCCUAUAAGCGAAGUGGAGAGUAAAGCUAAGGACGAACUCAUUGAUGUGAUAGGAGUCUGCAAAUCGUACAAUGAUGUUCAGACGUUAGUUUCUAGAGCAACGCAAAAGGAGCUAAAGAAACGAGAUGUCGAGUUGGUAGACGAAAGCAACCUUUCUGUUACUCUCACAUUGUGGGGCACGCAAGCUAUAGAUUUUGAUGGUUCAAAUAAUCCUGUAUUAGCAAUCAAGGGUGUACGUAUCGGUGAAUUUAAUGGUGGUAAAAAUUUAUCGCUUCUCGGUUCUUCUAAUAUGACCAUCGAACCAGAUCUACCAGAAGCUCACAAAUUGCGUGGAUGGUACAAUACAACUGGCAAAAUGCAAGAAACGAAAUCCUUGUCCAAGGUACUUGGUGGUGGCGGAUCUAAUUCGUUCAAUGGGCCGAUAUUGUGCUUUAAGGAAGCAGUAGAUCUGGGACUUGGUCGUAAUGAUUCGGCUGAUUACUAUGUUGUUAAGGCUACUGUGAAUAUGGUACGAGCAGAAAAUUCACUCUACAAAGCAUGUCCCACUGAAGACUGCAAAAAGAAAGUGGUUGAUCAAUCAAAUGACAUGUACAGAUGCGAAAAAUGUGACAGAGAUUAUCCCAAUUUUAAAUAUCGUUUGCUGGCUAGUGCAAAUUUGGUUGAUUGGUCAGGCAAUGUUUGGGCUACAGCCUUCAGUGAGGAAGGAGAGAAACUACUGGGAGUUACCGCUCAGGAACUUGGUGAACUGAAAGAGAAUGAUUCGGACGCUUUUCUUGAGAAAUUCGCGCAGAUUUCUUUCAAUUCAUUUAUGUUUAAGCUACGCGUUAAAAUGGAGGUGUUCAGCGAUGAAGCCAGAUUGAAAACAACAAUUACCGCGGUGUCGCCACUUGAUUUUAAAGAAUAUAAUAAAUUCUUGAUCUCGAAGAUAAAGGAACUCGCAAACAUUGGCAAAUCUGAAUAAGCUUCAUCUGCAUCCUUUGUAUUUAAUUUUUCUUUCAUAUCUAUGAAUAUCGAUAAAUUAAAUUUAUACAGAUUGCUUCACAGUUUUAUACAACUCAUAUUGCUGUUCUAUUAUGUAUUAUUAUCGUAGUGAUAAGAAUGUUAAGAUAAUGCAUUAAAAUAAAGUUUUUCAUUGGAUA
This is a messenger RNA of Cephus cinctus (wheat stem sawfly), 2116 nucleotides long. It is a transcript of the gene RpA-70, whose product is annotated as replication protein A 70 kDa DNA-binding subunit. Gene Ontology annotation, biological process: meiotic cell cycle; DNA replication; telomere maintenance via telomerase. NCBI's taxonomy places the organism in Eukaryota, Metazoa, Arthropoda, Insecta, Hymenoptera, Cephidae. The coding region runs from base 142 to 1938 and encodes 598 amino acids. The transcript has 13 exons. The record is from RefSeq and is a predicted model, not a curated record. Gene Ontology annotation, cellular component: nucleus; DNA replication factor A complex. Gene Ontology annotation, molecular function: damaged DNA binding; single-stranded telomeric DNA binding.